AUCCUUUCUUGCUCUGUUUCUAGAGACAUAUGGCUGCCUGUUUUCCCUGUUCCGGUCCAGCGUCCGCUACCCCACCCCUCCUCUUUCUCCAAACUUUUCUAUAGCCUUCUCUCUUUUGAGGGGCAGCUGGAGACGGAGGGAGGUGUUGGAAUCCUCUCUCUCUCUUUCGAUUUCGAUUUUCCUAUUGAUAAAAAAUGGAAUCCAUUCCAGAGUCCAGAUUUUGCGAGAAGUAGUCUUCAUUCCAAGCAGUGUUUUUUAGCCUUUCAGUCACUUUUAUCUUUGGUUUUUAGCUUAUGGAUUGAUUUUUUGCUUAAGGUUCUAUAUGGGAAUAAGGUGAUAUUGAGGGAAAGAGGAGGUUUUGAUCAUCAAAAUUUGAUCUUUAGAUCAGAAAAUCUGUCUUCCAAAUGGGUAAUGUUAGUAGUAUCCGGGAAGGAGAGGAGGAGGGGCGGCAGCAGGAGGGGGAGGGGCAGGCUCUUAGCUCUCAGUCUCGAGGAAAGUCAGAAGAUUUGAUGGGGCAGAGCCCUCCACAGAGCCCCAGACGUGCAGCAAGGUCUCCUCUGCUCUUCACUCCUCAGAACCCCGCGGUUCCACUGCAGAGACUUGAAGAGAUGCAUUCAGCAAGUGAUUCAUGGAUGCAAGGUUUAACCGAGUACGAGAAUGUCAUCUAUGACCAAGGAAUUCCAACAAUGAUAACCUGGAGCCAUGGUGGCAAGGAAGUCUUUGUGGAAGGAUCCUGGGAUAACUGGAAGACAAAGAAACCAUUGCAAAAGUCGGGCAAGGACUUCACGAUCAUGAAAGUACUUCCAUCAGGUUUCUACCAGUACAGAUUCAUCGUUGAUGGAGAAUGGAGGUAUGCACCUGACAUUCCCUGGAUGCAUGAUGAUAUAGGGAAUGCUUAUAACAUCUUAGACUUGAAGGAAUUUGUCGCUGAGGACAUAGAAAGUAUUGCUGGUUUUGAGCCACCUCAGUCACCUGACUCAAGUUAUAACAACUGGCCACUUGGUUCAGAGGAUUUUGCCAAAGAACCACCAAUUGUCCCUCCACAGCUGCACCUUACCCUUCUGAAUGCACCAGCCGACAUAGAGAGCCCCUCCUCUCUGUCGAGACCUCCGCAUGUAGUGCUGAAUCACCUUUACAUUCAGAAAGGGAGGAGUGGUCAACCCAUGGUGGCACUUGGUGCAACACGCAGGUUUCUGUCUAAGUACGUCACUGUGGUGCUCUACAAGUCCUUGCAGCGGUAAUUACUGAUAGAGUGGAUCGCAUAGAUGUAAGGACUUGGGAGAGAUUGAUGUAGAGUGUGCUCAUAUAAGCAUAAUGAAUUAUGCCAAAGACUUCCAACUACAGUGGAGAAAAGAAAGAAAUAUAAACAAGGCUGAUAUCUCUACUCAAGGCAGAGAUCAAACAUCAGAUAAUUAUAGUGAUGUUGGUUAAAUGUUUGGAGUAGAAUAUUCUUCAAGUUUCACUUUCAUGAGCAUUGGCUUUGAGUUAUGUGACAAGUUGCUUGUAAAUUGAAAAGUUGAAAAAAGAAAUGAAAACCUCAUGUCUGAACACUACGAAAAUUUUUAAGUGAUGAGAUGAUGCAUAAAAAGAUUGUAGGC
Molecule: messenger RNA, 1598 nt
Organism: Phoenix dactylifera (date palm)
Lineage: Eukaryota; Viridiplantae; Streptophyta; Magnoliopsida; Arecales; Arecaceae
Source: RefSeq, a predicted model, not a curated record